Molecule: messenger RNA, 6110 nt
Organism: Helianthus annuus (common sunflower)
Lineage: Eukaryota; Viridiplantae; Streptophyta; Magnoliopsida; Asterales; Asteraceae
Product: E3 ubiquitin-protein ligase UPL3
Exons: 18
Coding region: 288-5774 (1828 amino acids)
Biological process (GO): protein polyubiquitination; proteasome-mediated ubiquitin-dependent protein catabolic process
Molecular function (GO): protein binding; ubiquitin protein ligase activity
Source: RefSeq, a predicted model, not a curated record
CGUACUAGUUACUCAAACACAAAGGUCCAAUGCUAUAUAACAACUCCCACAACAAUUAGGGUUUUUUUCAACCCCUUCUUCUUCCCCAUUUCACUUCCAUCAUCAAAUUCUCUUCGUACACUCACAAAUUCACGAGUCCACUCUCACCCGAUCGGUCUGAAUUGCAUCAAAUCACUCAAUUCCAGCAUCAAUUUCUCCAAUUAGGCUCGUCAAUUUCUCCAAUUUGUGGAAUUUCAUGAUGAUUAGGGUUAGGGAUCAUUGUUUCUUCGAUCGUCGGUGAUCGUUGUAUGGAAACUCGUGGCCGGAAGAGGGCGGAGGCCACCUCAUCAGCCCAUUCGUCCAAACGUCGUCGUUCUACAUCCGUCGCUGCUUCAAACGCCGUCGUUUCAUCGGUAUCUACUCGUUCACGUUCUUCUAAUAUGGAUAAUAAUAUCAAUGAAUCGUCCGGGUCCGGGUCGGGUCGAGGCCGGCGUGGUAGGAAGAAUAGUAAUAAUAAUCAGAGUUUGGGAUUAGAUAGAGAUAAUAAUAAUAUGGAUAAAGGAAAAGAGAAAGAACAUGAAGUUAGGGCUAAUGAGAGAGAUAAUAUUAACAUAGAGAAUAAUUUGGGAUUGAAUAUAGAUGAUGAUGAUGAUGAUGAUGAGGAGGAGGAUGAGGAUGAUGAUAGUGAUGGGGGAGGUGUGGGGAUUUUGCACCAGAAUUUAACGUCUGCUAGUAGCGCGCUUCAGGGUUUGUUAAGGAAGUUAGGUGCAGGGUUGGAUGAUCUGCUUCCUUCGUCGGCGAUGGCGGCGUCGUCGUCGCAUCAGAGUGGGCGGUUGAAGAAGAUUUUGUCGGGGUUGAGGGCGGAUGGAGAAGAAGGAAAGCAGGUUGAGGCGUUGACGCAGUUAUGUGAGAUGCUUUCGAUUGGGACGGAGGAUUCACUUAGUACGUUUUCGGUGGAUUCUUUUGUGCCUGUGCUUGUUGGGUUGCUUAAUCAUGAGAGCAAUCCGGAUAUUAUGCUGCUUGCUGCUAGGGCGCUGACGCAUUUAUGCGAUGUGUUGCCGUCUUCGUGUGCUGCUGUCGUGCAUUAUGGUGCUGUUUCGUGCUUUGUUGCUAGAUUGCUUACCAUUGAGUACAUGGACUUGGCUGAACAGUCCUUGCAAGCUCUUAAGAAGAUAUCUCAAGAGCACCCGACUGCCUGCUUGCGAGCAGGGGCUCUAAUGGCAGUGCUUUCUUAUCUUGACUUCUUUUCAACAGGAGUCCAGCGUGUGGCAUUAUCUACUGCUGCGAACAUGUGCAAGAAACUUCCAUCUGAUGCAGCUGAUUUUGUAAUGGAUGCUGUUCCCUUAUUGACUAAUCUUCUUCAGUACCAUGAUGCUAAGGUUUUGGAGCAUGCUUCAGUUUGUUUGACACGAAUUGCGGAGGCGUUUGCAGCAUCACCUGAUCAGUUAGACAAGCUUUGUAUGCAUGGAUUGGUUAAACAAGCAGCCUCUCUCAUUUCAACUAGCUGUUCUGGAGGCGGACAAGCAUCCCUCAGCACAUCUACAUAUACGGGCUUAAUCCGAUUGCUAUCUACAUGUGCAAGUGGCUCUCCGUUAGGGUCUAAAACUUUGCUCCUUCUCGGGAUCAGUGGGAUUCUCAAAGACAUAUUAUCAGGUUCUGGUCUCGUUGCAACGAUGUCUGUGUCACCUGCGUUGAGUAGACCACCGGAGCAGAUUUUUGAGAUUGUGAAUUUGGCAAAUGAGCUUCUUCCACCAUUGUCCAAUGAAAUCAUUACUCUUCCUACCAGUAGUAACGUGUUUGUCAAAGGGUCCCUUUUGAAGAAACCAAUCGCUGCAAGUUGUAGCAAGCAAGAAGAAUCGAGUGGCGAUGCACUUGAGGUAUCGGCUCGUGAGAAGUUGUUAAACGAUCAGCCUGAGCUUCUGCAGCAGUUUGGGAUGGACCUUCUUCCUGUUUUGAUUCAGAUAUACGGGUCAAGUGUAAACGCACCUGUGCGUCACAAAUGCCUUUCAGUUAUUGGGAAGUUAAUGUACUUCAGUAGUGCCGAUAUGAUUCAAUCUCUACUUGGUUUGGCAAACAUAUCUAGUUUCUUGGCUGGGGUUUUGGCAUGGAAGGAUCCACAAGUGUUGGUACCCUCGCUUCAAAUUGCGGAGAUACUAAUGGAGAAACUUCCUGAGACUUUCAGUAAGAUGUUUGUGAGAGAAGGUGUGGUUCAUGCAAUAGAUAUUCUCGCUGGGUCAUCAUCCUCGUCAUCGUCGUCAUUGUCUGUGACCGGUAAUGCUCUUUCUCUGCCAUUAUCAAGUGAGAAGGUUAAUGAUUCUAUACCUGGAUCAUCGUCUUUACGCUCGAGGCGUUACCGACGUCACGUUGGUUCAGAUGUAAAUACUGCUGAAGAUUUGAAAAACUCGGACUCUCUAGCAGAUAUGCCAGCUGUUAGUUCUAGUCUUCGGAUGGCGGUUAGUACACGUGCAAAAGCAUUCAAGGAUAAGUACUUUAAUUCCGAGCCCGGUGCUACCGUUGAAGUUGGGGUUACAGAUGAUCUCAUACAUUUAAAAAAUCUUUGUAAGAAGUUGGGUGCUGGUUUUGAUGAUCAGAAGGCCAAGUCAAAGGGGAAGUCAAAAGCAUCUGGUCUUCGGUUUGCUGAAUUUUCACCUGGAAAAGAAGAAAACUUGUUAGGAGUGGUAACCGAAAUGCUAUUAGAGCUAACGAAAGAUGACGGAGUUUCCACAUUUGAGUUCAUUGGCAGUGGCGUUGUUGAUGCGUUACUAAACUACUUCUCUUGCGGGCACUUCUCAAAAGAACGAGUGUCAGAAGUGAAUUUGCCUAAGCUACGACAGCUAGCGAGUAAAAGAUACACGUCGUUUAUUCAGGUUGCACUUCCGUUAACUGUUGAUGAGGGCAAACAAGCUCCGAUGAGUGUUCUUGUUCAGAAGCUUCAAUAUGCUUUGACGUCUUUAGAACGUUUCCCGGUGGUUUUGAGCCACAGUUCUAGAUCAUCAACUGGAACUGCACGGCUCUCUUCUGGUCUUGGCGCGUUAUCUCAGCCAUUUAAAUUGCGGCUUUGUAGAGCACAUGGUGAAAAGUCCCUUCGUGAUUAUUCUUCAAAUGUUGUUCUCAUUGAUCCUUUGGCCAGCUUGGCAGCUGUAGAGGACUUCCUUUGGCCCCGUGUUCAGCGUAGCGAGUCUGGCCAGAAACCUUCGGCAUAUGUUGGGAACUUAGACUCUGGAACUGCACCUGCUCCUGCUACUGCUACUGGUACACGUCAUCACUCGACGAGAUCUAGGUCAUCGGUUAAUAUAGGUGACUCGGCCAACAAAAAGGAGACAUCACAAGGGAAAAAUGCAAGCGCUUCAAAAGGGAAGGGAAAAGCUGUAUUGAAGCAAGGUCAAGAUGAGGGUAGAGGAGGACCACAGACUAGAAACGCUGCUCGUAGGAAGGCUUCGUUGGAUAAAGAUGCACAGAUGAAAUCUGUAGAUGGGGAUUCUACUUCUGAGGAUGAGGACUUUGACAUAUCACCUGCUGAGAUCGAUGAUGUAUUGGUGAUUGAAGAUGAUGACGUUUCGGAGGAUGACGAAGAUCAUGACGAUGUACUAAGGGAUGAUUCUCUUCCCGAUUGCAUGCCAGACAAAGUUCAUGAUGUAAAGUUGGGUGAGGAAAGACCCAAUGAUAGCCAGACGAACCACCCGGCUAGUGGUUCUAGCAGCAGAGGUACUGCUGUUCCUGGUUCAGACUCAUUGGGUUCAAGGGGCGCCAUGUCGUUUGCCGCUGCCACCAUGGCUGGGCUUUCAUCAGCAAAUGGGGGUAGAGACCGCCAUGGGCGGCCCCUCGUCGGGUCUCCCAGGCUUGUAUUCUCGUCAGGCGGGAAGCAACUAAACCGGAAUCUAACAAUCUAUCAAGCUGUUCAGAGACAGCUUGUCUUGGAUGAGGAUGAUGAUAACGGAACUGAUUUUGUAUCUAGUGAUGGUAGCAGAUUAUGGGGUGAUAUUUAUACUGUCACAUACCAAAGAGCAGACAACCAAACAGUCGGAACUGUUACACCAUCCAAAUCUACUACUACUAGUACUAAAGCAGCCUCAAACAUGAACUCGAAAAGUGGUGAUCCACUGAUCCAUCCAAUGUCUCUUCUAGACAGCAUUUUGCAAGGAGAGCUUCCAUGCGAUUUGGAAAAGAACAAUCCUACUUACAACAUAUUAUCUCUGUUACGUGUAUUAGAGGGUUUAAACCAGUUGGCCCCACGUUUGCGUGUACAGACUGCCACCGACGGUUUUGCUCAAGGAAAAGUUUCUAGUCUAGACGACCUGAAUGUUACUGGCGGUGGCGUUAAAGUCCCUUGCGACGAGUUUAUAAAUAGCAAAUUAACUCCCAAGUUGUCUAGACAAAUUCAAGAUGCUCUUGCGCUUUGCAGUGGUAGUCUCCCAUCAUGGUGUUAUCAGCUGACAAAAGCAUGCCCGUUUUUGUUUCCAUUUGAAAUUAGGCGUCAGUAUUUUUACUCAACUGCCUUCGGUCUGUCUCGCGCGUUAAACCGGCUCCAACAGCAGCAGGGUACAGAGGGCCAUGGAUCUUUGAGUGAGCGCGAAUUUAGGGUCGGAAGGUUACAACGACAGAAAGUCCGUGUUUCACGAAACCGUAUUUUGGAGUCUGCUGCAAAAGUCAUGGAGAUGUAUUCUAGCCAAAAGGCGGUUCUUGAAGUUGAGUAUUUUGGUGAAGUUGGCACUGGUUUGGGCCCCACGUUGGAGUUCUAUACUCUAUUAAGUCAUGAUCUUCAAAAAGCAGGACUGAGAAUGUGGAGAUGUAAUUCCCCAGAAUCAGUGGACCUUGUUUUAGCACCUCUCGGGUUGUUCCCGCGUCCUUGGCCUCUUACCAUUGAUGCUUCCGAUGGGAGCCAGUUUUUCAAGAUAACCGAGCAUUUCCGUCUUCUUGGUCGUGUGAUGGCCAAAGCGCUUCAAGAUGGGAGGCUUUUAGACCUUCCACUUUCACCGGCUUUCUAUAAACUUCUGCUUGGACAGGAACUUGAUUUACAUGACGUUUCCUUGUUUGACGGUGAAUUCGGUAAGACAUUGCAAGAGUUGCAAGCUCUUGUUUGCCGGAAACAGUAUCUAGAGUCGAUACAUGACCAAGAUGAGAUACUAAACUUAAAGUUUAGGGGGGCGCCAGUUGAAGAUCUUUGCUUGGACUUCACACUUCCUGGCUAUCCUGAUUUUGUUCUCAAAACAGGCGAUGACAAUGUUGAUUUAAACAAUUUGGAGGAGUAUAUUUCUCUGGUAGUUGAUGCUACUGUCAAGACUGGUAUCGCUCGGCAAAUGGAAGCAUUUAGAGCUGGUUUUAAUCAGGUUUUUGACAUUUCGGCUCUACAAGUAUUUUCUCCAAGUGAGUUGGAUUAUUUACUUUGUGGUCGUGGAGAGUUGUGGGAGGCUGAUACGCUUGUUGAACACAUAAAAUUUGAUCAUGGAUACACCUCCAAGAGCCCUGCAGUAGUUAAUUUACUUGAGAUAAUGGGAGAGUUCAAUCCGGAACAGCAACGCGCUUUCUGCCAAUUUGUGACCGGCGCACCUCGGCUUCCUCCCGGUGGUUUGGCCGUAUUGAAUCCUAAGUUAACAAUUGUGAGAAAGCAUUCGUCAACAGUCAACAACACGGCCUCCCAUGCGGCUGGAUUGUCGGAAUCUGCAGAUGAUGAUUUGCCAAGUGUGAUGACAUGUGCUAAUUACCUAAAGCUUCCUCAAUAUUCCACCAAGGAAAUCAUGUACAAGAAACUUCUAUACGCCAUUAGCGAAGGACAGGGAUCGUUUGAUUUGUCAUGAGUUUUCAAUUUAAACUAACCAAAAUGUGUAUAUUUAUCCAAAACUCCUUUGAUAAAUGGUGCAUAAUUGGGGCCUAAUAAAGUUCAAGUUUCACCGACUGCAUGGUUAUGAUCAAGAUGCGGAACGGAAAUGAUUGGUUCAAGAAGGCUUUAUGAGGAUGAACAAACUUGUCGGGCUGUUACUUUUUUUAAUUUUCUACAAAGGAUUUGUAAAUAAAUAGUGGAAUGAUGUACACUGUAGUUUGCUUUUACCUACUUGAAAUUUUGUCUAUGCAACUUAUUUUGAAUAUGUACUUUGUUUUUUUGGUGGGUUUUAUGCAUUUUUUUGAUUUUUUAA